Sinocyclocheilus anshuiensis is the source of this 7065-nucleotide messenger RNA. RefSeq names its product unconventional myosin-VIIa-like. Gene Ontology annotation, cellular component: cytoskeleton; myosin complex. Lineage: Eukaryota; Metazoa; Chordata; Actinopteri; Cypriniformes; Cyprinidae. The transcript is spliced from 46 exons. Bases 107 to 6385 code for a protein of 2092 amino acids. The record is from RefSeq and is a predicted model, not a curated record. Gene Ontology annotation, molecular function: cytoskeletal motor activity; ATP binding; protein binding.
UCCGGCUCUGUCUGUCACAGAGGAACAAGCGCUGGGGUGAUUUCUGUCCUGUUAAAGAGCGCAGACUGAAGCGAGAGGUUAGCUGUAACUGGCCAGUGGGUUUGAGAUGAAGGGAGCCAGAGCACAGGGACGGGAUGUGAAAACACGCAAACUGAGUUACAGGUAUCCCACAUUAGUACAGGGCGACUAUGUCUGGCUGGACCUGAAGACGGGUGGGGAAUUUGAGGUCCCGAUCGGAGCUGUGGUGAAGCUCUGUGAUUCUGGUCAGAUCCAAGUCCUGGAUGAUGAAGGAAGUGAACACUGGAUCUCUCCGCAAAAUGCCACCAACAUCAAGCCGAUGCACCCCACCUCCAUCCACGGGGUGGAGGACAUGAUUCGACUGGGGGAUCUGAACGAGGCGGGAAUCCUCCGGAACCUUCUCAUCCGCUACAGAGAACAUCUCAUCUAUACGUACACCGGGUCCAUCUUAGUGGCUGUGAACCCGUAUCAGCUGCUGCCCAUCUAUACGGCAGACCAGAUUCGCCUCUACACCAACAAGAAGAUCGGAGAAAUGCCUCCACACAUCUUCGCCAUCGCUGACAACUGCUACUUCAACAUGCAACGCAACAAUAAAGACCAGUGCUGCAUCAUAAGUGGUGAGUCUGGAGCAGGAAAAACAGAAAGUACCAAGCUGAUUCUGCAGUUUCUGGCUGCUAUCAGCGGGCAGCACUCCUGGAUCGAGCAGCAGGUGCUGGAGGCCAAUCCCAUUUUAGAAGCCUUUGGGAACGCUAAAACCAUCCGUAACGACAACUCCAGCCGCUUUGGGAAAUACAUCGACAUCCACUUCAACAAAAGAGGAGCCAUAGAGGGAGCAAAGAUCGAGCAGUACCUUCUGGAGAAAUCCAGAGUGUGUCGACAGGCCCGUGAUGAGAGAAACUACCACAUUUUCUACUGUAUGUUGAAAGGAAUGACGCCUGACCAGAAGAAGAAGCUCGGCUUGGGUAAAGCCACAGACUACACCUACCUUACUAUUGGAAACUGCACUGUUUGUGACGGUCGAGAUGAUCAGAAGGAAUAUUCAAACAUCUGCUCGGCCAUGAAGGUCCUCAUGUUCACAGACAAGGAGAACUGGGAGAUUUGCAAGCUGCUAGCCGCUAUUCUGCACAUGGGCAACCUGAACUAUGAGGCUCGCACAUAUGAUAAUUUGGACGCUUGUGAGGUCGUGCGAUGCUCAGAUCUCAACACUGCCGCUGUUUUGUUAGAGGUGGACUUGAAGGACCUGAUGAACUGCUUGACCAGCCGAACCAUAAUAACCCGUGGAGAGACGGUUUCCACUCCUCUGAGUAUUGAGCAGGCGCUGGAUGUGCGAGACGCUUUUGUUAAGGGCAUAUACGGACGCUUGUUUGUGUGGAUUGUUGAGAAAAUCAAUGCAGCCAUUUAUAAGCCUCCGUCCCUGGAGCUCAAAGCAGUGCGGAGAUGCAUCGGCCUGCUCGACAUUUUCGGCUUUGAGAACUUCACUGUUAACAGGUUGAAAACAACCACAACAUUACAGUGUCCCUGUUUUCUGGAGAAGAAUCGAGACACGCUGCACGGUGACAUCAUUCAGCUCGUCCACUCCUCCAAAAACAAGUUCAUCAAGCAGAUCUUUCAGGCGGACGUUGCUAUGGGGGCGGAGACCAGAAAGCGUUCGCCGACCCUGAGCAGUCAGUUCAAGCGCUCUCUGGAGCUGCUGAUGCGCACACUGAGCGUCUGUCAGCCGUUCUUCGUCCGCUGCAUCAAACCCAACGAGUUCAAGAAACCCAUGCUCUUCGAUCGUGAGCUGUGUGUGCGGCAGCUGCGGUAUUCUGGGAUGAUGGAAACCAUCCGGAUUCGCCGGGCUGGAUACCCCAUUCGCUACACUUUCGUUGAGUUCGUGGACAGAUACCGUGUUUUGAUGCCUGGAGUGAAACCUGCUUACAAACAGGAGGACCUGAGAGGAACCUGUCAGCGUAUCGCUGAAGCCGUAUUGGGCCGUGAUGAUGACUGGCAGAUGGGAAAGACCAAGAUAUUCUUGAAGGACCAUCAUGACAUGCUGCUGGAAAUCGAGAGAGACAAGGCCAUAACUGAUAAGGUCAUUCUCAUUCAGAAAGUUGUCCGAGGAUUCAAGGACAGAUCCAACUUCCUGAAGAUGAAGAAAUCAGCCAUGUUGAUCCAGAAAACAUGGAGGGGUUAUUACUGUCGGAAGAACUAUGGAGCGAUGCGCGGUGGUUUCUCACGUCUGCAGGCGUUGUAUCGCUCUCGCAAACUCUACCAGACGUACCACAUCGCACGACAGAGAAUCACUCUUUUCCAGGGCCGCUGCAGAGGACACCUGGUGCGCCGGGCGUUUCGACACCGCCUCUGGGCCGUCAUCACCAUCCAGGCGUAUACGAGGGGCAUGAUCGCCCGCCGACUCUACAAAAGACUUAAAGGAGAGUACCGGCGGCGUUUGGAGGCAGAGAAGAUGCGACUAGCGGAGGAGCAGAAGCUCAGGAAUCAGAUGAGCGCCAGGAAGGCCAAAGAAGAAGCCGAAAAGAAGCAUCAGGAACGACUGGCACAGCUGGCGCGAGAGGACGCUGAGCGCGAGAAGAAGGAGCGAGAGGAGGCACGAAGGAAAAAGGAGAUGCUGGACCAGAUGGAGAAAGCGCGACAUGAGCCUGUCAACGACUCUGAUAUGGUGGACAAGAUGUUCGGUUUCUUGGGAACCACAAACUCGUUCCCUGGGCAGGAAGGUCAAGCGCCGGCUGGGUUUGAGGACCUGGAGAGAACGCACAGGGAGCUCGAGGAGGAAGACCUGGAUGAAGCUCUUCCUCUCCCAGAGGAUGAUGUGGAAGAUUUGUCGGAGUACAAAUUUGCCAAGUUUUCAGCCACGUAUUUCCAGGGCACGACCACACACACUUAUGUGCGCCGCCCGCUCAAACAGCCCUUACUGUUUCACGAAGACGAGGGAGACCAGUUGGCGGCUCUGGCCGUGUGGAUCACGAUUCUCCGCUUCAUGGGUGACCUUCCAGAACCCAAAUAUCACACGGCCAUCAGCGAUGGCAGCGAGAAGAUCCCUGUCAUGACCAAGAUCUACGAGACGCUCGGCAAGAAGACCUACAAGAGAGAGCUGCAGGCUCUGCAGGGAGAAGGAGAGAACUCUCACACUGAAAGUCACAAGAAGAGCAGUGUGCGUCACAAGCUGGUGUCGCUCACCCUGAAGAAGAAGUCCAAGAUUACGGAGGAGGUGACCAAGCGUCUGAAUGAUGGUGAAUACACAGUCCAUGGAAACAGCAUGCUGGAGGACCGACCCACAUCCAACCUGGAGAAGCUGCACUUCAUCAUCGGCAACGGCAUCCUUCGGCCAGGCCUGAGAGAUGAGAUCUACUGUCAGAUCUGUAAGCAGCUGACCCAGAAUCCCUCUAAAAGCAGUCACGCUCGCGGCUGGAUCCUCAUGUCUCUGUGUGUCGGCUGCUUCGCUCCCUCUGAGAAGUUUGUGAAGUACUUGAGGAACUUCAUCAGUGAAGGUCCUCCGGGUUACGCUCCCUACUGCGAGGAGAGACUGAGGAGAACGUUUGCAAACGGAACAAGAACACAGCCGCCCUCCUGGCUAGAGCUUCAGGCCACGAAAUCAAAGAAGCCGAUAAUGCUGCCUGUGACGUUUAUGGACGGAACCACAAAAACCCUGCUGACGGACUCAGCGACCACAGCCAUGGAGCUCUGCAACGCGCUGUCCGACAAGAUCAGCCUCCAGGAUCGAUUCGGCUUCUCCCUGUACAUUGCUUUGUUUGAUAAGGUGUCGUCUCUGGGCAGCGGUAAUGAUCACGUGAUGGACGCCGUGUCUCAGUGUGAGCAGUACGCUAAAGAGCAGGGCGCGCAGGAGCGCAACGCCCCCUGGAGGCUGUUCUUCAGGAAGGAGAUAUUCACGCCGUGGCACGACCCGACGGAGGACAGCGUCGCUACCAACCUCAUCUACCAGCAGAUCGUGCGCGGCGUCAAGUUCGGCGAAUACCGCUGUGAUCGGGAGGAGGACCUGGCGGAGCUGGCGUCGCAGCAGUAUUACGUGGACUACGGCUCUGAGAUCCUUGUGGAGCGCCUGUUGAGUCUUAUUCCAUCCUACAUCCCCGACAGAGAGAUCAGCUCGGCCAAAACCGUGGAGAGAUGGGCUCAGUUCAUCAUGGCUGCACACAAAAAGGGCAUCUACACCCAGAAGAGGGUCGACCCUCAGAAAGUGAAGGAGGAAGUCGUGGAUUUUGCUCGUUAUAAGUGGCCUUUGUUAUUCUCAAGAUUCUAUGAGGCCUUUAAAUGUUCAGGUCCUAGUCUACCCAAGAAUGACGUGAUCGUGGCUGUAAACUGGACUGGCGUUUACUUCGUGGAUGAGCAGGAGCAGGUUCUUCUGGAGCUUUCUUUCCCGGAGAUCACUGCUGUGUCCAGCAGCAAAGGAGGGAAGCAUCAGGCCCAGAGCUUCACUUUGGCCACCAUCAAAGGAAACGAGUACACGUUCACCUCCAGUAAUGCAGAGGACAUACGGGACCUGGUGGUCACCUUCCUAGAGGGGCUCAGGAAGAGAUCCAAGUUUGUUGUGGCCUUGCAGGACAACCCCAGUCCAGCCGGCGAUGAUUCAACGUUCCUGAGCUUCCGGAAAGGUGACCUCAUUCUGCUGGACCAGGACACGGGCGAGCAGGUCAUGACAUCCGGCUGGGCUCACGGGAUCAACGACAGAACCAAACAGAGAGGAGACUUCCCUGCAGACUGUGUUUAUGUGCUGCCCACAGUCGUUAGACCUCCGUCUGAUAUCGUGGCUUUGGUUACCAUGACACCAGACCAACGGCAGGAGUCGAUCCGGAUUUCCCAUGUUCCUGUAAUGGAGACGGAGGAGAGGACAAAGCCGUACACGCUGGAGGAAUUCUCCUAUGACUACUUCAGGCCUCCUCCCAAACACACGCUCAGUAGAGUGAUGAUCACCAAGAACCGCGGGAGAGACAAACUGUGGUGCUGCACACGAGAGCCCAUCAAACAGGCCCUGCUGAAGAAGUGUGUGGGCCAUGAGGAGCUUUCCCAGGAGGCCUGCAUGGCUUUCAUUGCUAUAAUGAAAUAUAUGGGCGAUUAUCCGUCCAAGCGGACGCGGUCUGUGAACGAGCUCACAGACCAGAUCUUCGAGACUGCGCUGAAGGCAGAGCCUCUGAAAGAUGAGAUCUACUGCCAGAUCAUCAAACAAAUGACUGAAAACCAUGUCAAGUACAGUGAGGAGAAGGGCUGGGAGUUGCUCUGGUUGUGUGCCGGUCUCUUUCCUCCCAGUAACGUCCUCUUACCGCACGUCCAGAGGUUUCUACAGUCGAAGAAACAUCAUCCGCUGGCUUCUGACUGCAUGCAGAGACUGCAGAAAGCUUUACGGAGCGGUUCCCGCAAGUAUCCGCCGCACCUUGUGGAGGUGGAGGCUAUUCAGCACAAGACCACACAGAUCUUUCACAAAGUCUACUUCCCCGACGACACUGAUGAGGCGUUUGAGGUGGAGUCCAGCACGAAGGCCAAAGACUUCUGUCUGAACAUCUCCGGCAGACUGCUGCUCAAAUCACCCGACGGCUUCAGUCUGUUUGUCAAGAUCUCUGAUAAGGUGAUAAGUGUACCUGAGGGUGAUUUCUUCUUCGACUUUGUCCGCCAUUUGACAGACUGGAUCAAGAAAGCGAGACCCGCUAAAGAUGGUAUAGUGCCUUCAUUGACCUACCAGGUGUUUUUCAUGAAGAAGUUGUGGACGACCACCGUUCCAGGCAAAGACUCCUUCGCAGACUCCAUCUUCCACUAUUAUCAGGAACUUCCCAAGUAUCUGCGUGGAUAUCAUAAAUGCUCCAGAGAAGAGGUUUUCCAGCUCGGCGCUCUGAUCUACCGGGUCAAAUUCGAGGAUGACAAAUCCCACUUUCCCAGCAUUCCCAAGAUGCUGAAGGAGCUGAUUCCUCAGGACCUGAUUCGCCAGCUCUCGCCCGACGACUGGAAAAGGUCGAUUGUGGCGUACUUCAACAGACAUGCUGGGAAAUCAAGGGAGGAAGCCAAGCUGAUGUUUCUGAAGAUCAUUUUCAAAUGGCCCACGUUUGGCUCUGCCUUCUUUGAAGUGAAGCAAACCACGGAGCCACACUUCCCUGAGAUCCUGUUGAUAGCUAUCAAUAAAUAUGGAGUCAGUCUGAUCGACCCCAAGAACAAGGAUAUUUUAACCACGUAUCCCUUCACUAAGAUUUCCAACUGGAGCAGCGGGAACACGUACUUCCACAUCACUAUCGGCAACCUGGUUCAGGGCAGCAAGCUUCUGUGCGAGACGUCACUGGGCUACAAAAUGGAUGACCUGUUGACGUCCUACAUCAGCCAGAUGCUGACCACCAUGAGCAAGCAGCGGAAUUCACGCGGCCACAGCAAGUGAACGUUUGAUUGGCGUGAGGCGGCGGAGCUGGUGCGUCUGCUGCGGCCUAUUGGUCGGCCGUGCAGCUGGGGGCGGGCCUUCGCGUCCCAGCUGUGGCGAAUGAGCCGCACCCCCUCUGCCAGCUCCCAGGGCUCCAUGUGUCCCGAUGAAGACUCUUCAUCUGCCUCCAGUGAGGAUGACUACCUCUGAGGAAAGCUCCUGUCUCCGUCUCCUGUUAGGAAAUGGCAUGUGAAGAACUGGAUUUGUGUUUUAUUGUUGGAUGAUUUGCUCUAGAAUAUGUAUUACAUGUUUUAAUGCACAAUUUAGAUACCAUUUACUACGUUUUGUCAAAUUCAACCGAGUAGAUUAUGAACUGGAAUGGCUUUGCUACAUGCAUCCUGAAGCAUUAUUUAUGUGGUUAAAAAAGAAAAAUACUUGCAUGAGUUUCUGGAGGGUUGUGAAUGAAUCUUUUUAAUGGCAGCAAAAAAAUAACUUUUAUAAUCGUUCAAAUGUUAGUUUGUGUUCCAUUUGAGAAUUCUGUGAUUUCAAUUUAUUUGAUUCACUUUUUUAAAGUUACACUGCAGGCCUUAAUUUCAAUUUUUUUUUUUUUUUGAAGACUAGUAACCGUUUUUACAUGCAUCUUAAAGGAAUAGCCUAAAAAUGAACAUUUUAUGAAAAAGUGUACUCAUCCUCACACCGUC